UUGUGCAAGCAACAUGCUAUACUUUAGUCUACUAAUUUUAAUUAUAAAUUUAGCUUUUACUUAUAGCAAUACUGAGUAUCCAAGUGUUAAAACACCUUUAGGAAAAAUUAGAGGAUAUUACAAGAUUUCUGAAAAUGGCAAUCUAUAUGAAGCAUACGAAGGAAUACCUUAUGCAAGACCUCCAAUAGGAAAAUUGCGAUUCAGACCACCAGAAAAAAUAUCUCCAUGGGUAGGAGAAUUACAGGCAACCAAAGUUUCUGAUGGUUGCCUUCAGUACUCUCAUUUACCUACCAAUAAAAAUGAACGAGUUGAAGGAAGUGAAGAUUGUCUUUACUUAAAUGUAUAUGUACCUAUUCAAAAAGGAAAAAAGACACCUAUACCUGUUAUUUUUUGGAUUCACGGAGGUUGUUUUCAAUAUGGAUAUGGAACAGUUUAUGGAGCUAAAUACUUGGUAGAUAAAGAUGUUAUUCUUGUUACUAUUAAUUAUCGUUUAGGACCAUUAGGUUUUUUGAGUACUGAGAAUGAAAUUGUAUCUGGUAAUAUGGGACUUAAAGAUCAAAAUAUGGCUUUGAAAUGGGUGCAUGAAAAUAUUGAAUGGUUUGGAGGAGAUCCUAAAAAAGUAACACUCACUGGAUUAAGUGCUGGAGGAGCUAGUGUACAUUAUCAUUAUUUAUCUCCAUUAAGCACUGGACUUUUUCAAAAUGGUAUAUCAUUUAGUGGUACGUCCUUAUUAUGCUGGGCUCAAACAGAAAAAUCAUUAGAAAAAGCUAAAAAGUUAGGAGCCAUUAUGGGUUGUCCAACAGAUAAUAUAAAAGAUAUGAUUGAGUGUUUGAGAAAUCGUCCAGCAAAACCAUUAGUUCAAGCAACAUCUGAGUUUAUGCCAUGGAUUUAUAAUCCUUACACGCCAUUUGGGCCAGUUGUUGAAAAAUCAAACAAAGAUUAUUUUAUUAAUCGAAGUCCUAUUGACAUUAUAACGAGUGGAGAUGUUCAAGAUCUUCCUUGGUUCACUGGUGUAGUGAGUGAAGAAGGAUUGUAUCCUGUUGCUGAAUUUGGAUUAGACAAAACACGUAUGAAAUAUUUGGAUGAUAAUUGGGAUCUAGUAGCAACUCAUUUAUUGGAUUAUAAUUAUACUUUACCAAAAAAUAAACACAAAGAAGUUGCAAAAAAAAUUAGAAAACAUUACUUUGGAUCAAAACCAAUUGAUCGAUUAAAUUUGAAAUCACUAACUUUAUUGACUGGUGAUCGAUUAUUUGUUGUGGAUGCUGAAAAAGCAGCAAGGAUGCAGGCAAAGGCUAAUGAGAGUCCAGUUUGGUUUUAUUACUACAGUUACAGAGCUGCUCAAAGUUUAAGUGAUACAAUGAGUGGUACAAAAGAAAAUAUAGGUGUCUGUCAUGCUGACGAUACUUAUUUAGUAAUAGAACAACCAUUUAUUAAUCCAAGGACAACAGAAGAAGAUAAGGCAAUGCAAAAAGAUUUAUUAAACUUUUGGACUUCCAUUGCUUAUAAUGGUAAACCUGACUUUGGAAUAGAAUGGCCUCAAGUAAAUCCAACUAAAAAAGAACUCAAUUAUUUACAUAUUUCUGGACCAGGAAAGUUUUCUAUAGAAUAUAAUGAUAAUUUAGGCGAAAAAAAGCUGUGGAGCUCUAUUAAUUUUGAUGAAAACAAUGUUAAACGAGGUUUGAAAGAUGCAAAAGAAGAGCUUUAAGAGUUGAUAAAAAUAAAGUUAUCAAAUGUAGUUAAAUAUGAAAGUUAAAAACUGUAGUGUGACUGAAGAUAAUUGUUUAUUGUUAAAAAAACAAAAGAAAUAAAAUAGGAAGUUGGAUAUUAAAUACCUCAUCAUUCAACACAAUAGCACAAUCAUCAGGUUGUCUUCCAAUUAUUGUGAUUCCAGAAUAAAUGUGAUGAUGCAGGUCAUUAAUUACGAGUGAUCCAAUCUGAAUGUCACAUGAAAAUAUUAUUGUUGUUAUCAAACAAAAAAAUAUAUAAAUAUUAAAAAUAACCUAAAUAAUAAACU
Phymastichus coffea is the source of this 2014-nucleotide messenger RNA. It is a transcript of the gene Jhe, whose product is annotated as carboxylic ester hydrolase-like. NCBI's taxonomy places the organism in Eukaryota, Metazoa, Arthropoda, Insecta, Hymenoptera, Eulophidae. The record is from RefSeq and is a predicted model, not a curated record. The transcript is spliced from 7 exons. The coding region runs from base 14 to 1705 and encodes 563 amino acids.